Molecule: messenger RNA, 2772 nt
Organism: Closterium sp. Yama58-4
Lineage: Eukaryota; Viridiplantae; Streptophyta; Zygnematophyceae; Desmidiales; Closteriaceae
Source: the annotation of a GenBank genome assembly
AUGGUCCAGGCCUCCACAAUGGCGUCUGCUACGCUGAUCGUGACUCUGGUUGCUUGGUGCUGUCUGGUCAGCGCUGCUCGUGCCGAUCUGGGCUACGCUCCUUCGGACUUAACAAAUGAAGUCUCGCUGCAGGCCCUGUUCGAGCGAUGGUCCGUGAAGCACGGCAUGGUUUUCGGGGUCGCUGAGAAGGAAUCGCGCUUUCGCACGUUCGUGGAUAACCUGCACUUCGUUCACAACCUGAACUCGCAGGGCAAGAAGUUUACUCUUGCUCUCAAUGAGUUCGCUCACCUGUCGCACGAGGAGUUCAAGUCGACGCGCUUGGGCUUCCGUAAGGACAUCGACUCUCGCAGCGACAGGCCGCUUCGCGGGAACUUCAUGCACGCUGAUGUCAGCGCUCCUGAGGAAGUCGACUGGCGGAAGGAGGGAGCGGUGACUGAAGUCAAGAAUCAGGGUCAAUGCGGGAGUUGCUGGGCAUUUUCCACUACUGGAGCUGUCGAAGGUAUCAACAAGAUCGUGACUGGCGAGCUAAUUUCGCUGUCAGAGCAGGAGCUGGUUGACUGCGACACGAAUAAGGAUCAAGGAUGUGGUGGUGGCCUCAUGGACUACGCGUUCGAAUUCAUCAUUAAGAACGGCGGCCUUGACACGGAGGAGGAUUAUCCUUACGACGCAACAGCGCACAAGUGCAACAAGGCUAAGAUGAACACCCACGUUGUCACAAUUGACGAUUUCGAAGACGUUCCUUCCAACAGCGAGGCCGGCCUCAAGAAGGCGCUCGCGGUUCAGCCUGUUUCUGUCGCAAUCGAGGCGGAUCGCCGGGAAUUCCAGUUUUAUUCGAGUGGAAUUUUUGACGCCGAGUGUGGCACAGAUCUGGACCAUGGCGUUCUUGCCGUCGGAUACGGCACAGAGAACGGAACGGAUUACUGGAUUGUGAAGAACUCGUGGGGUCCUCGCUGGGGUGACCAUGGCUACAUCAGGCUGGUCAGAAACGUUGAAGCUGAGGAAGGCCAGUGCGGUAUCGCCAUGCAGGCAUCCUACCCUAUCAAGAAGGGGCCCAACCCACCUCCUGGCCCUCAGCCUCCUCCCACUCCUCCCUCUCCUGAGGUGUGUGACCGCAAGCAUGAGUGCCCUCACGGCACGACCUGCUGCUGCGGUCUCCCACUUGGAAAGGUGUGCCUGUCGUGGGGAUGCUGCCCCAUGGAGCAUGCUACCUGCUGCGACGACCACCACCACUGCUGCCCUCAGCAGUAUCCCGUCUGCCGCACUGACAUUGGCAUUUGCACAAUGAGCCCCAACAUGGAGUUUGGAGUGCCGCUGGUCACUCGCUCCCAGGCCCAUUUCCGCUGGCCGUUCCUGCGCGAUGUGCUCGGGCGCAAGGCCUCCGCAAUGGCGUCUGCUACGCUGGUCGUGACUCUGGUUGCUUGGUGCUGUCUGGUCAGCGCUGCUCGUGCCGAUCUGGGCUACGUUCCUUCGGACUUAACUAAUGAAGUCUCGCUGCAGGCCCUGUUCGAGCGAUGGUCCGUGAAGCACGGCAUGGUUUUCGGGGUCGCUGAGAAGGAAUCGCGCUUUCGCACGUUCGUGGAUAACCUGCACUUCGUUCACAACCUGAACUCGCAGGGCAAGAAGUUUACUCUUGCUCUCAAUGAGUUCGCUCACCUGUCGCACGAGGAGUUCAAGUCGACGCGCUUGGGCUUCCGUAAGGACAUGGAUUCUCGCAGCGGCAGGCCGCUUCGCGGAAACUUCAUGCACGCUGACGUGAACGCUCCCGAGGAAGUCGAUUGGCGGAAGGAGGGAGCAGUGACUGAAGUCAAGAAUCAGGGUCAAUGCGGGAGUUGCUGGGCGUUUUCGACUACUGGAGCUGUCGAAGGUAUUAACAAGAUUGUGACUGGCGAGCUGAUUUCGCUGUCAGAGCAGGAGCUGGUUGACUGCGACACGAAGAAGGAUCAGGGUUGUGGUGGUGGACUUAUGGACUUCGCGUUCGAAUUCAUCAUUAAGAACGGCGGUCUUGACACCGAGGAGGAUUAUCCUUACGACGCAACCGCGCACAAGUGCAACAAGGCGAAGAUGAACACCCACGUUGUUACAAUUGACGACUACGAAGACGUUCCUAACAACAGCGAGGCCGGCCUCGAGAAGGCGCUCGCGGUUCAGCCUGUUUCCGUCGCAAUCGAGGCGGAUCGCCGGGAAUUCCAGUUCUAUUCGAGUGGUAUUUUCGACGGCGAGUGCGGCACAGAUCUGGACCAUGACGUCCUGGCCGUCGGAUACGGCACAGAGAACGGAACGGAUUACUGGAUUGUGAAGAACUCGUGGGGUCCUCGCUGGGGUGACCACGGCUACAUCAGGCUGGUCAGGAACGUCGAAGCUGAGGAAGGCCAGUGCGGUAUCGCUAUGCAGGCAUCCUACCCUAUCAAGAAGGGGCCCAACCCACCUCCCGGCCCUCAGCCUCCUCCUACUCCUCCUCCCUCUCCUGAGGUGUGUGACCGCAAGCACGAGUGCCCCCACGGCACCACCUGCUGCUGUGGUCUCCCUCUUGGAAAGGUGUGCCUGUCAUGGGGAUGCUGCCCCAUGGAGCAUGCCACCUGCUGCGACGACCACCAGCACUGCUGCCCUCAGCAGUAUCCCGUCUGCCGCACUGACAUUGGCACCUGCACAAUGAGCUCCAAUAUGGAGUUCGGGGUGCCGCUGCUCACUCGCUCCCUGGCCCAUAUCCGCUGGCCCUUCCUUCGUGAUGUGCUCGGGCGCAAGGUGGGGCAGGAACAGGAGAAUGCCUUCUAG